This is a messenger RNA of Acinonyx jubatus (cheetah), 1103 nucleotides long. RefSeq names its product S100 calcium binding protein A14 (gene S100A14). Gene Ontology annotation, biological process: positive regulation of monocyte chemotaxis; positive regulation of granulocyte chemotaxis; response to lipopolysaccharide. The transcript is spliced from 4 exons. Bases 135 to 449 code for a protein of 104 amino acids. Gene Ontology annotation, molecular function: chemokine receptor binding. The record is from RefSeq and is a predicted model, not a curated record. Gene Ontology annotation, cellular component: perinuclear region of cytoplasm. Lineage: Eukaryota; Metazoa; Chordata; Mammalia; Carnivora; Felidae.
GAGCUGACUCCUAGCGUCCGGUCCCAGCAGCUGCCAGCAGUCUUCCUCCUUCCAGGCAGAUCAUGAGCCAUCGGCUCCUCUGAGGCCUGCUGUGGGACAGCAGCGCUCUCACCGGGACGAGCACACCGGUCACCAUGGGGCAGUGUCGGUCAGCCAAUGCUGAGGAUGCCCAGGAAUUCAGUGACGUGGAGAGGGCCAUUGAGACCCUCAUCAAGAACUUCCACCAGUACUCUGUGGAGGGUGGCAAGGAGACGCUGACCCCCUCCGAGCUACGGGACCUGGUCAGCCAGCAGCUGCCCCACCUCAUGCCGAGCAAUUGCGGCCUCGAAGAGAAAAUCGCCAACUUGGGCAGCUGUAACGACUCUAAACUGGAGUUUGGGAGUUUCUGGGAGUUGAUUGGAGAAGCAGCCAGGAGCGUGAAGCUGGAGAGCCCUGUCCGGGGGAGUUGAAAACCUUCUUCUGGAAUUCUUGGGGGGAUGUUGGGGAAAGGGGACCUUAGAGACCGUGGGCCUAGAAACGCCUCUCCACCACCACCACCACCACACUAUUCCCCAGUCUGCACCUGCCUCGCCUCUGCAAGGUUCAAGUCCUUAGUGAGCCUUCCCAGGGGUCUCUGGGUACUUCAUCCUUGGGAGCUCCGUGGAACUCCAUGAGUCCCCACCAGAGGGAGGCUCAGGGGAUGGGUUGGGCCCAGGGAUGGAUGUGGCAAGAUGCUGGAGGGGUAAGGAUGGGCUAAGGGCCAAGUAAUUUGGUUGCGGGGAAGGUCAAAGAGGAACUGGGCUGCUGGAUAUGAUUUGAAGAAGAGGGCGGGGAAUGGGGCUGGAUAUUUGGUACUGAAAAGAGUCUCUGAGAACCUAGCCUUCCUUAUCUCUUCCCCAACCCAAAUGCUAACUUCUGCCCAGUGCUACGCCUUCCUUCUUCCAGCUCUGCCCCAGCCUCUUUCCAGGACUCUGUCCCUGGGCUAGGGCAGGGGAAGAGAGAGAGCAGGCUGGAGAGGGGAGGCUGAGGAGGGGGUGACUUUGGGAGAGGACCAGCUCGGUGCUUGGGCAUUUAAAGAAUGAUGGUUGUUUUGUAACAUGUGAUUAAUAAAACAAACGGAAAAA